This is a messenger RNA of Phaethon lepturus (White-tailed tropicbird), 1587 nucleotides long. It is a transcript of the gene HASPIN, whose product is annotated as germ cell associated 2 (haspin). The record is from RefSeq and is a predicted model, not a curated record. NCBI's taxonomy places the organism in Eukaryota, Metazoa, Chordata, Aves, Phaethontiformes, Phaethontidae. Gene Ontology annotation, biological process: protein phosphorylation; intracellular signal transduction; mitotic cell cycle. The transcript has a single exon. Gene Ontology annotation, molecular function: ATP binding; histone H3T3 kinase activity. Bases 1 to 1587 code for a protein of 528 amino acids. Gene Ontology annotation, cellular component: nucleus; cytoplasm.
AUGAAACUCAACAGAAAGACAGAUAUUCAACCUGCCUACCAGCAGCCAGUAUCUCCUUUGGACCUUCAAGGAACCUUGGAGAAUAAUCAUAAAAGUACCAAAGUUGUUUCUGGAGAGGGAAGUACCUGUAGAAAAGCUUGCAUCAGUGGCUUCAGUGCCAGCCGGUGGGGGAGGCAAACGAGGCUCCGUCCAAAAAGGUACAAAACCAAGAGCCAGCAGCUGCCUAAUAACUCAUUUUUCAGACCACGAAUGAGGCAAAAAGGAAUAAAGAAGGGUGUUCUGGAGAUGUCUGUAGAUAUAACAGACAAUGACUGUUCAUUCCUCAAUAGCUCCCAUUCCUGGGGUAGAGUUCGAGCAUCUUUGUCCUUCCAUAAGAAGAAGAAAGUUACCACAGAAAAGAGUUCCUGCAACAGCAUCCUUUGUACCCCUUCUGUGAAAUCCCAGCUUUCAGGGUACCGAGCAACCCUAUCUACUAGUCAGGCUCAGUGCUGCACUUGGUCCACUUCCUCUAUGGUCCUGCUGGCUCCCAGGAUUUCCUGUUCUGUCCUGGAGCUAAUGCUUACAGAUGCAGAGAAGGUGUUUGGGGAGUGCUAUCAGGAGGGGCCUAUCGCUUUUGAGGAAUGCAUUCCUUUAGAGAAGAUGAAAGAUUGCAAGAAAAUUGGAGAAGGGGUAUUCGGAGAGGUCUUCCAGAUCCACAGUGAGCAAGGACCUGUGGCCUUAAAAAUAAUUCCCAUUGAGGGGACUGAAAGAGUAAAUGGUGAAGCUCAAAAGACCUUUGGAGAGAUUCUGCCUGAGAUAAUAAUUUCAAAAGAACUGAGUCUUCUGUCUGAAGAGUCCGUGAAUAGGACUGUUGGGUUCAUCAGCUUGUACUCUGUGCACUGUGUUCAAGGGGCCUAUCCUAAGCAUCUCCUGGAAGCCUGGGACAAAUACCACAAAAUAACAGGAUCAGAAAAUGAUCGGCCAGACUUUUUUGGGGAUGAGCAGCUCUUCAUGGUUCUGGAGUUUGAAUUUGGAGGCAGUGACUUGGAGAAUAUGAGAAACAGGUUAAGCUCAGUGGGAACAGCAAAAAGCAUUUUGCACCAGGUCACUGCUUCCCUGGCAGUGGCAGAACAGGAACUGCACUUCGAGCACAGAGACUUGCACUGGGGGAAUGUGCUGGUAAAGAAAACAGAUGUAAAGGAGCUUAAUUAUGUGUUGAAUGGGGCAACACACACGAUCCCCACAGCAGGGAUUCACGUCAACAUCAUAGAUUAUACUUUGUCUCGGCUGGAGAAGGACGGGUUAACUGUGUUUUGUGACCUUUCCACUGAUGAAGAACUGUUUCAAGGCACAGGGGACUACCAGUUUGAUAUCUACAGGCAAAUGAAAGCAGAGAACUCCAACAGCUGGACUGACUAUCAUCCACGCAGCAACGUCCACUGGCUGCACUACUUGUCAGAUAAACUUUUGAAAGACAUGCGCUACAAGAAAAAGAAAUCAACUUCUGCCAUGAGGAAAAUAAAGCAGCAGCUCAUUAAGUUCCACAAAGAAGUACUGACCUUUGAGUCUGCCAAUGAAGUUUUACAAAACAGCAGCCUCUUCCAGUGA